GCGCUGCGUCCUGGGCCACGCCUGUCGGCGCACCGCCGCGCCUCCCCGGUUACUAAGGGGCCUUGGAUACCUGGCUGAUCCCCGGGAUGCUGGGCGGUGUCAGGUGACUGGUGGUCGCUGGGCCUCAGGUAAAGGGCUCCAACGUGGUGGGCCAGCUGGGGCGUUGGGGCGGCCUGGGAGCUGGCGAGGGCCUCGCCACACUCUUCGAGGCCGCUGGGCCGGUCAUAGAACAUCCAGGGUCCACCGAGGUGAAGUAAACUGUGGGCGCGGACGUAGCCCGGGGUCCUGGCGCUCCGGCUGGCCGCCCAUCUCCACUGCCUCGGGUGGUGCCCAUUUUUUAGUCGUUCCGCUGACUAUGAAAGAGCAUCGGACGAGGAAUCGUAAAAUCUUAAUCUCUCUUCUGUCGUGGCUGCGACUCCUCGGUAACCAUGGAGAAAGAGCUGCGGAGCACCAUUCUUUUCAAUGCCUACAAAAAGGAGCUAUUUACCACCAACAAUGGCUAUAAAUCCAUGCAGAAAAAACUUCGGAGUAAUUGGAAGAUUCAGAGCUUAAAAGAUGAAAUCACAUCUGAGAAGUUAAAUGGAGUGAAACUGUGGAUUACAGCUGGGCCAAGGGAAAAAUUUACUGCAGCUGAGUUUGAAAUCCUGAAGAAAUAUCUUGACAGCGGUGGAGAUGUCCUUGUGAUGCUAGGAGAAGGUGGAGAAUCCAGAUUUGACACCAAUAUUAACUUUUUACUAGAAGAAUAUGGAAUCAUGGUUAAUAAUGAUGCUGUGGUUAGAAAUGUAUAUCACAAAUAUUUCCAUCCUAAAGAAGCUCUAGUUUCCAGUGGAGUCUUGAACAGGGAAAUUAGCCGAGCUGCAGGAAAGGCUGUGCCUGGGAUCGUUGAUGAGGAAAGCAAUGGAAACAAUGCCCAGGCUCUCACCUUUGUGUAUCCUUUUGGUGCCACAUUGAGUGUCAUGAAACCAGCAGUGGCGGUUCUGUCUACAGGUUUUGUCUGCUUCCCACUUAACAGACCCAUUCUGGCUUUCUAUCACUCAAAGAACCAAGGUGGGAAGCUGGCAGUGCUUGGUUCAUGUCACAUGUUCAGUGAUCAAUAUUUGGACAAGGAAGAAAACAGCAAAAUCAUGGAUGUUGUUUUCCAGUGGCUCACGACAGGAGACAUCCACCUAAACCAGAUUGAUGCUGAGGACCCAGAGAUUUCUGACUACAUGAUGCUGCCCUACACAGCCACCCUAUCAAAGCGGAAUCGAGAGUGUCUCCAGGAGAGCGAUGAGAUCCCGAGGGACUUUACCACCCUCUUCGACCUGUCCAUCUUCCAGCUGGAUACCACCUCCUUCCACAGCGUUGUCGAGGCUCACGAGCAGCUAAAUGUGAAAUGUGAACCACUCCAGCUCAUCCAGCCUCAGUUUGAGACGCCGCUGCCAACCCUUCAGCCUGCGGUUUUUCCUCCCAGUUUCCGGGAGUUACCUCCUCCUCCUCUGGAGCUGUUUGAUUUAGAUGAAACGUUCUCCUCUGAGAAGGCACGGCUGGCUCAGAUUACCAAUAAGUGUACUGAAGAAGACCUGGAAUUCUAUGUCAGGAAGUGUGGUGAUAUUCUUGGAGUAACCAGUAAACUACCAAAGGACCAACAGGAUGCCAAACAUAUCCUUGAGCACGUCUUCUUCCAAGUGGUAGAGUUCAAGAAAUUGAACCAGGAACAUGACAUCGAUACAAGUGAAACAGCAUUCCAGAACAAUUUCUGAAGACCAUGCCUCUUGAAGCUUUUUCUGCCUCCUGAUUCUUUCUUUGUAAACUAUUUUCAAAUUGUUUUUCAACUCCUUAUCAAAAUUGUUUAUACACUUUUUCCUCCAUGAGCUAUGGAAGGUAUAUGCAUCUUCUGUAAUACUCAGAUAGGUAUAAGAUUUUUCAGGCCGGGCACGGUGGCUCACGCUUGUAAUCCCAGCACUUUGGGAGGCCGAGGCGGGCGGAUCACGAGGUCAGGAGAUUGAGACCACGAUGAAACCCCGUCUCUACUAAAAAUACAAAAAAUUAGCCCGGCGUGGUGGCAGGCACCUGUAGUCCCAGCUACUCGGAGAGGCUGAGGCAGGAGAAUGGUGUGAGCCCAGGAGGCGGAGCUUGCAGUGAGCCGAGAUUGCGCCACUGCACUCCAGCCUGGGUGACAGAGCGAGACUCCAUCUCAAAAAAAAAGAUUUUUCACAAAAUCCUUAUGUAAGUUACAUUCCAUUUUUAAAAAUUAAAUGUAUGGUUGCAUCUGUCUUUUUAUACCCUAUGAAA
Molecule: messenger RNA, 2274 nt
Organism: Symphalangus syndactylus (siamang)
Lineage: Eukaryota; Metazoa; Chordata; Mammalia; Primates; Hylobatidae
Gene: IFT52
Product: intraflagellar transport 52
Biological process (GO): intraciliary transport; cilium assembly
Cellular component (GO): intraciliary transport particle B; centriole; cilium
Source: RefSeq, a predicted model, not a curated record